AUGAAGGUAUUUUCGAGUUAUGGACCGAUUCUGAUAGGAUUUUUGGCGGUUUGCCGGUGCUCGUCGAUCGCCGUGAGUGGAACGGAAGGUAACACCACAGUGGCUGAUCCCUCGGCCGGCAACGAUCGAACGAAACGAUCGCUCGUCUACACGUACAACAGUUGCGCCGGGGUCCUGUUUGCGCUCUCCCUUCCGCUGGUCAUCACGGGAAGAAACAUUUUCUUUUCGUACAACUUUGAGAUGAACUACAACAUGCCCACGGACUCGACGGACUACACUCAGGGCAUCCUCAAGAAGGGCGAUACCAAUGAGAUUGAAGGUGGAGUAGCUUCGCGUCGUUCCCGCGAAGCGGACUCCGUCGGAGUCCGAAGGCCGAGUAUUACGCGCAAGAAGGUGUACCGUAUGAUCGAGCUCAACCUGGAACGGUAUGGGUUCGCCGGCAAACGGUGCAUCCUGCGGAUGAUCUGUGACCUGGCGCAGAGUCCGGUGCACGGCGAGAACGGAGUGUUUGGCGACUUGAUGCAAAUAGUAUUCACGCCAUCGCUAUCGAUCGAUGAACGGUUACCGAGCGAGUUCGGACACGCUGAGUGGCUUGGGCACGCGCAACGGAACUGCACCAAGUACCGAGCACACUGCCCUACGAACCCGAUGGAUCUAAUGAGCAUACUGGUGGGAACAGAUUAG
This is a messenger RNA of Anopheles cruzii, 684 nucleotides long. RefSeq lists its product as uncharacterized. The transcript has 3 exons. The record is from RefSeq and is a predicted model, not a curated record. Bases 1 to 684 code for a protein of 227 amino acids. NCBI's taxonomy places the organism in Eukaryota, Metazoa, Arthropoda, Insecta, Diptera, Culicidae.